Otolemur garnettii (small-eared galago) is the source of this 1476-nucleotide messenger RNA. RefSeq lists its product as uncharacterized. Gene Ontology annotation, molecular function: lipid binding. Bases 1 to 1476 code for a protein of 491 amino acids. The transcript is spliced from 15 exons. Lineage: Eukaryota; Metazoa; Chordata; Mammalia; Primates; Galagidae. The record is from RefSeq and is a predicted model, not a curated record.
AUGCUGCUGUUCGGGGGGCUACUGCUAUGUUGGGGACUCCUGCCCUGUCAAGGGGAGGCCCAGAAUCUACUCUUUCUGCGGAUCAGCAAGGAUCAGAUGGAAACAGACAUUUCAGACCUGUUCUCAGAGUACCACAUCCUGGACCGAGUGGUUAGCCUGCCAGUGACGGUGGCCUCGAAUGAAAGUGUCGCUAUCCUGGACCAUCUGCCCUUUGUGAGAAAGAACCUCUCUAAGAAGAGCAGCAGGCUGGACCUGUCGCUGGUCGGGGACCUGCUCUCAGGGAAGAACCUCCCGCUGCUAAGGGACCUGCUCCAGGCAGGAGGGUUAGUCGUAGAAGAUGCCAAAGGACCUGAGGUCACCCUGCAAAUCCUGAGUGACAGCCUACUACAGGUCACAUUGCGCUGCAAACUGUACCUCUCGCUCCUGGAGAUCCUCCGGCUCAAAGUCAUCAAGAACAUUCUCAUUGGAGUACGGUUGGAACAGACAGGAAAUAAAACCCAGGUGGCCUUUGAGGAGUGCCACACCCCACCUGGAUACCUGGGCAUCGAGGUGCUGGAGCAGAUGGACUUCCUGCCAGUGAACAAAGUUCUGAAGUUGGUGACAAGUGCCCUGGACGAGGCAUUGCCUUUCCUCCUACAGAAGAUAGUGUGCCCCCUGGCCACAACUCUGCUCAACCUGCUGCUGGAAGACCUCUUGCAAAUCGCUCUGCCCCCAGCCAGCUCUGGCCCAGAGGACUUCCAGUACUACAUCACCACCACGGAGUUCACAGAGGAGGCCAUCCUGAUGAAAGUGCAGCUCGUGACUCCCUGUGGCCCAAGCCAGAGAACCCUAAGUUCUGACCACCUGGCUCCUCAGCCCCUCCCAAGAUUAGCUCCAGGAAGCAUGGCAGACCUGGUCUUUUGGCUGGAGGUCUACAAUAAUAUCUUGUCCUGCCUCUACACCAGCAAGGAGAUCUAUGUGGACCCCCAGGACUCGACAGCUUCUGACCUCAUUCGGCUAUUGUCAUUAGGAGAACUGGAGCCUGGGCCAGAGGCUUGUAAUCAGCCCAGAGGGAAUGUGAGACUGACCAUCAACACUCCUGAUCCUCCCACCGUCCAACUUGAGGGAAACGUGGCCACAGUCAUCCAGCCAGGCUUGCUGGUGCUGCUGGGCCCCAGCAACUCCUCCUCUGUCCCAGUUUCCUGGGAACUUUUUUCAAAGGCUGUAUUUUCUUCAAGAAAUCAGGAACUAAUAAUCCAGUUUACUCCAAAAAGCACCACCAUCACCCUGAGCCCCCACCCCACUGGCAUCAAGAAGCAGGAAGGACAUCUGAAGGCCUUUCUCUUAGAGCUUCUGAAGAGGGUCUUUUUGCCCCGUCACAAUGAGCUGCUCAGACAACACCACCUCCCCCUGCCCAACAUCAAGGGCAUCUCCUUUGACCAGGCCCGAAUGGACGUCUCCAAGAAUUACCUACUGCUGACUGUUCCGGAGGAGUAA